Messenger RNA from Brassica rapa (field mustard), 1862 nucleotides. RefSeq names its product 3-ketoacyl-CoA synthase 3. Gene Ontology annotation, molecular function: acyltransferase activity, transferring groups other than amino-acyl groups. Gene Ontology annotation, cellular component: membrane. Gene Ontology annotation, biological process: fatty acid biosynthetic process. Lineage: Eukaryota; Viridiplantae; Streptophyta; Magnoliopsida; Brassicales; Brassicaceae. The record is from RefSeq and is a predicted model, not a curated record.
ACUUUUUUUUAAUAAAUGUAAUAAAUCCUUUAGUCGACAAAACAGGCGAAGUCUUCGUCCAUUUUGUACAGCCACAUCAAUGUGCCACCUUAUUGUUGUCAAUUUUCUUACCAUAACUCUCUGCUCGUCAGUAAACUUUUCAAGUUAAAAUUAACCCCCACCGAGAGUUCUUACCAAUGAUAUUGACUUUCGGACAUGAUGAGCUGUCAGAAACGAGAGCUGUCUUUUUCUGUUUCAUGGUCCUCUUAUAUAUCCCACAACAAUCUUGGCUACUUCUUCAUGCAGUUUUAAAUAGACAUCAUCAUCACUUCUUCUUAAACCCAAACUCAGAAAGAAAACUAAAAAGAAAUGGAUCUUCUAUGUCUCCUCUCUUCUCUUCUCAUCUCUUACCUCAUCUUCAAGAUCUGGAAACGCAUAGAUUGCAAAAGAGAUCAAAACUGCUACAUCUUGGACUACCAAUGUCACAAACCUUCUGACGAUCGUAUGGUGAGUACUCAAUUCAGCGGUGAGAUCAUCCUUCGAAACAAACACCUUAGACUCAACGAGUACAAGUUCCUCCUCAAAGCCAUCGUUAGUUCAGGUAUCGGAGAGCAAACGUACGCACCAAGGCUCUUUUUUGAAGGCCGUGAAGAGUGUCCUACUCAACAAGAUGCGCUCUCGGAGAUGGAAGAGUUUUACAUAGACACAAUCAAGAAACUCCUCGAGAGAAACAAACUCUCACCUACGGAUAUCGACGUCCUUGUAGUCAACGUUGCGAUGCUAAACUCAGCACCUUCUCUAUCUGCAAGAAUCGUUAACCACUACAAGAUGAGAGAAGACAUAAAAGUAUUCAACUUGACGGCAAUGGGAUGUAGCGCUAGUGUUAUCUCCGUAGACAUCGUUAAAAACAUCUUCAAAACGUACAAGAACAAGCUUGCUCUUGUUGUAACAUCAGAGUCGCUUAGUCAGAACUGGUACAGCGGAAACAACCGGUCUAUGAUCCUAGCUAACUGCUUGUUCCGAUCCGGUGGCUGCGCCGUUCUCUUGACCAACAAGCGUAGUCUGAGCGGUAAAGCCAUGUUUAAGCUCAAGUGUUUGGUACGGACCCACCAUGGAGCCAGAGAAGAUUCAUACAACGCAUGUGUCCAAAAAGAGGACGAGCUAGGCCGUGUCGGUAUCCACUUAGACAAGACUCUUCCAAAAGCAGCGACUCGGGCCUUCGUAGACAACCUCAAAGUCAUCACUCCCAAGAUUCUUCCCGUGACCGAGCUCUUUAGGUUCAUGUUGAGUCUUCUCCUCAAGAAGCUUCGUGGAAACCCUAGCAAAGGCUCCACGGCAGUGGCUCAGGCAGCUCCAAAGGCAGGGAUUAACUUCAAGACUGGUAUUGACCAUUUCUGCAUUCACACGGGAGGUAAAGCCGUUAUCGACGCAAUAGGUUACAGCCUCGACUUGUCCGAAUACGAUCUUGAACCGGCGAGGAUGACGCUACACCGGUUUGGGAACACGUCAGCGAGUAGCUUGUGGUAUGUUUUGGGGUAUAUGGAAGCUAAGAAGAGGCUGAGAAGAGGAGACAGAGUGUUCAUGAUAAGCUUUGGGGCAGGUUUCAAGUGCAAUAGUUGCGUUUGGGAGGUUGUGAGGGAUCUUAACGUUGGAGAAUCUUUGGGGAAUGUUUGGAACCAUUGCAUUGAUCAGUACCCUCCACAAUCUAUUGUGAAUCCUUUUCUUGAGAAGUAUGGUUGGAUUCGUGAAGAAGAUGAUCAUGACACUUUCAAGAUCCGCGAAGAAGCUAUGUGACAUGUUUUCUUGUAAUAAUUAAAAUACAUACAGUUAUUUCAAAACGUAAAUCCCCCCAUAAAAAGGUGACUAUUAUCUUUUUCUUUUUA